Molecule: messenger RNA, 558 nt
Organism: Vicia villosa (hairy vetch)
Lineage: Eukaryota; Viridiplantae; Streptophyta; Magnoliopsida; Fabales; Fabaceae
Exons: 1
Coding region: 1-558 (185 amino acids)
Biological process (GO): base-excision repair
Cellular component (GO): nucleus
Molecular function (GO): DNA-(apurinic or apyrimidinic site) endonuclease activity; double-stranded DNA 3'-5' DNA exonuclease activity; phosphoric diester hydrolase activity
Source: RefSeq, a predicted model, not a curated record
AUGAUAGUGGUCUCUAUGAAUAUGAGAGGGGGAGGCAGUAGUGCAAAGAGGAAGAGAGUGGCUUCUCUAAUUCAAAAAGGGGGACCUGAGAUUUGUUUUUUACAAGAGACAAAAUUGAGUAGCUUGAGCAGUAGGAUGGUUAAGGAAUUGUGGGGUGAUGAGAAUGUUGAAUGGUCUGUUUCGGAUUCGGUAGGGGCGUCAGGAGGCAUCUUAACAAUGUGGAAGAAGGAUUAUUUCGAUCUAAUUUACAGCUUUCGAGACGAAGGUUUUCUAGGCCUUUGCGUUGAAAAAUUAGGAAAUCUAAUCUACUUCGUUAAUGUGUAUGCUUCUUGUGAUAGGAUUAUUAGAAGAAGGACAUGGAAGAGGUUAAUAGAGAUAAAAAAUAACAAUAAGGAGGGUUCUUGGUGUAUAGGAGGGGACUUCAAUUCCGUUUCUUCUAGCGAGGAACGGGUAGGAGUUUCAAAAGGCAACAACAACAAAGAGAUAGAGAUUUUCAAGAGUUUCAUCGAGAUGAUGGAGGUGGUGGAUGUUCCUACAAUAGGAGGCAAGUUUACCUAG